AUGGGCAAUGAAGUAGGCACGGUAAGUAGGGAGCAUGUAAUGGAACGUCCCUUCUCUGACUUCCGUUUGGGGAUCGCACGAGUCUCCCUCAAGUUCUUCAAGGUGGUGCGCACUAUCUUAGCUAGCACCUGUUGGUACCUACUACCGGCGGUCGCUCUCGCUGUCGCUGGCUGCCAUGGCUAG
Colletotrichum lupini is the source of this 183-nucleotide messenger RNA. RefSeq lists its product as uncharacterized. The record is from RefSeq and is a predicted model, not a curated record. The transcript has 2 exons. NCBI's taxonomy places the organism in Eukaryota, Fungi, Ascomycota, Sordariomycetes, Glomerellales, Glomerellaceae. The coding region runs from base 1 to 183 and encodes 60 amino acids.